Acanthosepion pharaonis is the source of this 7752-nucleotide messenger RNA. The record is from the annotation of a GenBank genome assembly. NCBI's taxonomy places the organism in Eukaryota, Metazoa, Mollusca, Cephalopoda, Sepiida, Sepiidae.
AUGGUUCUCUUUUAUAAGGUGUCUGCUAGUGAUCCAGAUUGUGGCUUUGACUCAAAAGUUACCUACACAAUUGCAGAUGGCAUGGGUUACAAGAAACCAACAGAAUUUUAUAUAGAACGUAACAGUGGACGAAUCUGUGUGGCCAAACAAUUGGAUUAUGAGAAGAAAUCUGUGUUUGAAUUCCCAAUUCGAGCAGAUGAUAGAGAUGGCUUUUAUAUGACGGCCAUUGUGAAGGUGUCACUUGAAGAUGUAAAUGACAACCCCCCUGAGUUCUACCCACUGGAAUAUAGUACAAAUCUUGAUAAAGAUACUCUUCCUAGGGUUCCUAUAAUAACUGUCCAGGCCACAGAUAAAGAUUCCACAAAGUCUUAUGGUACAAUUGGCUACUCAUUCUUAUCAGGAAAUGAAGCUGGAUACUUUCGAAUCCAUUUGCGUAGUGGUGUGAUUUCUUUGUCCAAGUUACUCCCAAAUGCACCGAGAUUAUUCCAACUUCAGGUAACUGCUAGAGAUGGUGGUGGCCUCUAUGCAGUUAAGCCGGCCAAUGUUACCAUCAGUGUUAGUGACAGAAAUGUUCCAAUACCAACAUUUUCUGAGAGCAAGUACAGUUUUUCGGUUUCUGAAAUAGAUAAGCCAGAUACAAUGGUUGGACGAGUUCGAGCAACAAUUGCUAAUUCUGCCCAUGCAAUAACUUAUUCCAUCAUCUCAGGGGAUCGUCAGAAUCUGUUUCAGAUUAACACCCUUACCGGUGUGAUCACAGUUGAUAAUCCUCUCGACCAUGACACAGUGCCAUCAGUUCUUCUAAACAUACAAGCUGCGUCUGGGUCCCCAGCAGUUUACGGUACAUCGCAGGUGAAUAUUACAAUCACUGACGUGAAUGAUAAUGCACCACAAUUCCUUGGUUCCAAUUUGAGCAUAUCUGUGCGUGAAGACAAAACUACAAUAUCGCCUUUUUAUUCUGUUGUGGCCAAAGAUCUGGAUACUGAUGUCAGGGUCCGAGUCUUAGAUGAUAAUGAUAAUGACCCAAUCUUCUCUCGUAAGAGAUACACAUUCAACACUCUUGAAAACCAAAGUGUGGGAACAGUAGUUGGAAUCGUGAGUGCUACUGACCGUGAUAGUGGACAGAAUGCCAAACUUAAUUAUUCAAUUCGAAGUCACAGUUCAGAGUUUGCAAUAAAUCCAUUUUUGGGGGAGGUUACACUGAGGCGGGUGCUUGAUCAUGAGACAAAAACCCAUUAUUCAAUAAUUGUUGAAGUCAGUGACCAAGGGCAACCGCCACGCAAAGCUUCAGCUAUGGUAGAUAUUAAUGUGCUAGAUGUGAAUGACAAUGCUCCCCGAUUUACAUCAAAGAAAAAUGCAGUAGUUCUUGAAAACAAAGCUAAAGGUACCCCUGUUCUGCAAGUAGUGGCCACUGACCCCGAUGCCAAAGAAAAUGGAAGCAUUACCUACUUCUUCGAUGCAGAUGGAGAUCAAAAUGCUAUAGCAAAUUUUGCUAUCCACCCACGAAAUGGUCAGAUAACAACACGGGAGGUUCUUGACUAUGAGAGUCAAAAUAAAUAUAUUCUCACGGUUGUGGCUCGGGAUAGUGGGGCUGUACCAAUGGAAAGUCGACAACAAGUUGAAAUUAGAGUUAUAGAUGAUAAAGAUGAGCAACCUUUGUUUCCUUCCAAAAACAUUUCAUUUAGCAUUCCUGAGAAUGUGCCAAUUCGUACUUCGGUUGGUCAAAUUGAUGCCCAGUAUGGUGAUACAGAGAGUGGGAGAUAUAAUUAUUACCUUGUUGGGGGUAAUAUUUUUGGGGCCUUCACAAUUGACGUAUCUAGCGGUGAGAUAUACACCGUCAAAGACGUUGACUUUGAAGAAGCCUCAUCACAUCCUCUUGGAGUCAAAAUAGUUUACAAUGGCCCCUACAGCGUAAUGAGCAGCAAUAUAACAGUCAUUAUAAAUGUCAUUGACAUCAAUGAUAAUGCUCCAAUGUUUGACACGGAUCCUGUUGAAUUGUCAGUCCAAGAAAAUACCCCAGUUGGCACCUCCUUAUAUACGUUCGCAGCUACUGAUUUUGAUUCCGGUCCCAAUGGUAGCAUUGUGUAUUCUAUAAGGUCAUCUGGAAGUCCUGGUAGUGAAAUGUUUAGUAUUGAUGCCAGAACUGGUCAGCUGACAGUUAAUAAAACAGUGGACUAUGAGAAGAUACAAGCAACAUCAUUUAUAGUAGUAGCAGAGGACCAGUCUCCAGACUUGAACUCCCGUUUAUCAUCUAGCAUUACAGUGUUGGUAACCAUUGAAGAUGAAAAUGAUAAUAAACCUAAGAUUAAUAAUUCCAUGCUGAUCAACGUCUCUGAGGAUGAAUCCAUUGGGUUCCCUCUUGUUCAACUGAUUGCUGUUGAUGCAGACUCUGGUAACUCUAGUAAUGGUAUUGUCACAUACAGCAUUGUCUCUGGCAAUUCUAAGAGUAUCUUUCUGCUGGAUGAAAAUACAGGCUUGCUUACUUUAGCUCAAAAACUGGAUCGAGAAACUCAGGAUAAGUAUGCUUUAAACAUCAGCUCACAAGACCAAGGAAUUCCACAACAUGUUUCUUAUACUCUCUUAACAAUCCAGGUCAUAGAUGUCAAUGACAAUACACCAAAGUUUGAGCGUUCACUCUAUCAUGCAGAAAUAGCUGAGAAUACACGCAAGAAUACUAACAUUGUUCGAAUUGUAGCUCAGGAUGAAGAUACAGGUGCCAAUGGAAGAAUUCGGUAUUUGAUUCCUCAAGGGACUGCAGACAAUAUGUUUAGCAUUGAUGAAGAUAGUGGUGUGAUAAAGACAACUGCUAAAUUAGACAGAGAAUACAAAAUGACUUAUCAAAUAACUGCUUAUGCUGUUGAUGAUGGUUAUCCCAUGCGAUAUGAUACAACCAACGUUGUCAUUACUGUAAAAGACAUCAAUGACCACAGUCCUGUAUUUAAGUCUUCAGUUUACCACCUGAAAAUACCAGAAAACCAGCGUUACAAUGUGAUUCGCACCUUUGUUGCUUAUGAUGCAGAUGAAAAUGAAAAUGGCAAAGUUACUUACAGAAUUGAAGCUGGAAACACAGACCAAAAGUUUGCCAUUGACCCUGACACUGGCAAAUUAUCUUGUGAACCUUUGGACCGAGAAAAAGUCCCUUUUUAUAACCUUACUCUGGUUGCAGAAGAUGCUGGCAAUCCUCAACGAACUGGUCGUACACAUGUCAUGGUCACAGUGCUUGACCUGAAUGACAACCAACCAGUAUUUGAGCAGUCAAACUAUAGCCGAAUGCUACCUGAAGAUAUUCCACCUGGAACAUUUGUGUUACAAGUUAGUGCCACUGAUGCUGACCAGGGAGCUAAUAAGAAUAUUUCAUAUUCAUUAGGGAAUAACACUUUUGGUCUUUUCACAUUGAACAGCACCAAUGGCACCAUCUCCACCAUAGGAUAUUUUGACCGAGAAGUGAGAAGUACAUAUCAAUUUGAUGUUAUUGCUACUGAUGGUAGCUUGUACGAAAGCCCACACUCUGUCAGUGUCCCAGUGCAGAUUGUCAUGGAUGAUGUCAAUGAUAACCGACCAGUCUUCCCUGCCCAACCAUACCGGGUUACCAUUUCCUCCCACCUGGGUUCAGAUAAAUUUGUUCUGAAAGUGGAGGCAACAGACAGGGAUGCUGGAAGGAACCAGCAAGUGUCCUACUCCUUUGGUUCCCGUUCUGAUGAUUUGGCACAAAGGUUAUUUCGGAUAAAUUCCAGGACUGGAAUAAUUAAGACAAAAGUCCAGAUGACUUUUGAUGAAAGUGGUUACUAUUUUCUUGAAGUUAUUGCUCGUGAUAAUGGAGGCCCGCUUCUAAGUUCUGCAGGCGUUGUUGAGAUAAUGGUUGGCCAUCACAAACACCAGCAGAAUCUUUUGUUCAAUGCUUCUGUGUAUGAAGUAUCAGUGCCUGAAAAUGCUCCAAAAGGGCGACAUGUCCAAACAGUUACUGCCCUUUAUGAAAACAGAAAACUGACCAGCACCAGAUAUGAAUUUAUUAGUGGCAAUGAAGACAAGACAUUUUUUAUUGAUGCUCAGAGUGGUGAUAUUAUUAUUAACCGACCAGAAAAUUUAAACUAUGAAAAAGCUUCAACCCUUCGAUUAAUGGUAAUGGCCCAAGUGAGUGGUUCCCGAGCCUACACAACUGUCAAUGUUAAUUUGAUUGAUGUUAACGACCACACUCCAAUCUUCACACAAUCGCAGUAUGUUUCAUUUGUUUGGGAGAAUGAAAAUCGAGACACUUAUGUGACAAAGGUGUCUGCCAGUGACUAUGAUGCCAACAACCAGGUGCGCUAUAGCAUCAUCAAUGGCAAUGAUGGCAGGGCGUUUAAAGUCGAACAAUACAGUGGCAUCAUCAAGACAACAAACCUUUACCUGGACAGAGAAAUUUACUCCUCUUAUCAGCUGGAUAUCGAAGCAGCUGACAAUGGAUCACCACCAAAGUCGUCCACUUGUGUUCUGCACAUCACUGUUGUUGAUAAGAACGAUAAUAAUCCUGUUCUACCAACACCCUUACCUGUCAAUAUUGGUGAAGGUACUGAGGUUGGCUCUGUCAUUGCUAUGGUAACAGCAAAUGUAGCUGAUCUGAAUCCAUCUUUCAGCUACAACAUUAGUUCUGCUGAAGACAUGUUCAAUAUUGACCACUUGACUGGAGAGGUCACUCUGGCUCAGCCAUUAGAUUAUGAAAACAGAAAACAAUAUUUCCCUAAUAUUACAGUAAAAAGUGGAAAUAAUUAUGCUACUACAAGACUGACAGUUAAUGUAUUGGAUGAAAAUGACAAUGCUCCUGAAUUUAAUAAACAAAGCUACCAGGUUACUGUCAAGGAGACGGCGUAUAUUGGCAAGUCAAUCAUCACAGUAACGGCCACCGAUCUGGAUUCUGGAAAGAAUGCAGAGAUUACUUACAGAAUGGAUAUCCCAGUUCCUGAAUUUUAUAUUGAUUCCAGAAGUGGUACAAUCCAUGUAAAUCGUUCACUGAAAUUCAACCCUAACCAUUCUAUCAUUCAGCUGGUAGUAGUAGCUGAAGAUGCUGGCAAUCCAAGACUCUCUGCUGUGGUUGUUGUUUACGUCCAAAUAAUUGCUGUCAAUACUUACCCUCCAAGAUUCCUAAAUACUUCAUACAGAGUCCGCUUCGAUGAAAACACAGUACGUGGCACAGAAUUGUUGGAUCUGAUUGGUCCAACAGAUAGCAACUCACUUAAAAAACGCAAAGUUGACUAUAAAAUAAAAGAAGAGAAUAUGCGAGAUAUAUUCUCUUUGGGCAGAAGGUCAGGUGUGAUUCGUCUCAACUCUAUGCUUGACCGGGAGAAGACUGACCGUUACAGCUUCACUGUUGUGGCUUCCGAUGAUGGCACACCACAAAAAACUUCCACUGCCCAUGUGGAAAUCAUUGUUGAAGAUGUUAAUGACCAGCCACCAGUUUUCAACCAACACACCUACAUUGCAAUGCUGAAUGAGUCUUUUCUGAGCAAUGUGACACUGAUUACUGUCCAUGCAACCGAUGGAGAUAAGGGAGCAAAUUCUGAAAUUGAAUACCAUAUAACAACAGGCAAUGAGAAUGGCCUGUUUACAAUUGACCGCACUUCAGGAAAUAUCGUUAUUACUCCAGGCAAGCACCUUGACUAUGAGAAGGCAAGUUCACAUAAGCUGGUUGUUGAGGCUAUUGACUGUAUAAACUGCCAGUGGAGUCAACGACUGUCUGCUUUCUGUAUUGUUAUUGUCAAUGUGACUGAUAUCAAUGAAACUCCUCCACUCUUCCCACUCCAGCGGUACAUAGAGUUUGUGGCCGAAAAUCAACCUGUAAAUACACGUGUCUUCCAGGCACAUGCCAAUGAUAAAGAUGGCACACUUUUUGGCAAAGUCGUGUAUCAGAUAUAUGAUGGUGACUAUAAAUCUUUUCAUAUUGACAGAGAAACAGGAUUGGUGCGCACUGCCACUCGGUUUGAUUACGAAAAACGCAGCCAAUACACAUUCCAGCUGAAAGCUAUGGAUAGUGGAGGACUUCAUUCUGUAAUUCCAGUUGAAGUGAAUAUUCUCAGUAUGGACGAGUACACACCAAAGUUCUUGAAAUCAAAAUACUCUUUCAGUAUACGUGGCGAUGCGGACACUGGGGAAUAUGUUGGGGAAGUUGAAGCCACAGACAAAGAUCAGGGAGAAGAUGGACGUAUAAUUUACCGACUUGGUGGCACGGAUGACAGAUUUAUGAUUUCCCCCUUAAAUGGUAGCAUUUACGUUAGGGAAAAUCUUCGAGGUGGUGGAAGUGAGGCAAGUCUUCGUAAACGUCGUGAGGUGUCAACAGAUAAUCAAGAUCAAAAAGAAUCUCCCAAAGAGAAGAAGGAGGAAAAAUAUGAAGAUGUAAAAUUGGUUGUCAUAGCUGGGUCAGGGAAAUCAGAUUCUAAAAUCAACGAAACCCACGCAAUUAUAAAAAUUGACCGUGGAUGUGUGGGAUGUGACAAACUUGCCAUUGUUGAUCCUGGAAGUGGUGGUAAGACACUUGUAAUCAUAAUUGUUGUCAUCGUUUUAUCCCUUAUCCUCAUCAUUGCGUGCAUUCUGUUGUUCUUUGUAUACAGACGGAGAUACAGGAAACGCAAACCCCGAUCAGUGCCUCCCUCAUUUGAGGUUCCUCCAUCGGCAGCUCCAAGGAGGCCUGGUCCACCCUCCUACAGGGAAGUUGUCCGGUGUAAUGGCAACCACAUUGCACCAUCGGAAGUGCUGUCGGACCGCUCGGGUAAUUCAGCCUCCAGUGGGCGAGGCUCUGUCGAAGAAGAUGAGGAUGAAGAAAUUCGGAUGAUUAAUUCAAAUACUUGCCUUCAAGCCCAAACUCUGUCCCGUAAGGUCAAAAUGCCAGACUCUGGUAUUCAGCAGGAUGAAGACAGCUGCUCAGACCCACCCAUCCAAAACCACCAAGAAUAUUUUGCCAAACUUGGCAUUGACACAUCUCGAAUCCAAGCCAAAACCAAGCCAAUUGCCACAGCACCACCUCUUGAAAGUUUGCACCAUUUUCCUGAUGAUGGUGGCGGAGACCCAGAGGAGAUAGAUAUCAACAAUAUUGUCUAUGAGAAACUUGGGGAUAUAGAGACAGAUGAUGAGCUAUCAAUGAUUGAAAACUGCCGGGAUCAGGGUUUUCAUGAUGCUGAACCACACCAGGUAGCUUCUCUGUCUAGUGUAGUAAACAGCGAAGAGGAGUACAGUGGUUCCUACAACUGGGACUACUUACUAGAUUGGGGACCGCAGUACAUGCCCCUUGCUGAUGUGUUUGCUGAAAUUGCGCAACUCAAAGAUGAUGACACAUUGAACUGUAUGCCUAAAAAACAACCUAUUCAUACAGUCCCCCAAAGAUUUGUAAAUAGCACACUGAAUUCAAAUAUUCGAACUGUGCCACCACCCAUUAUCACAGAUGCUCCUCCUAAAACAUAUAAUCAGGGCUCGAACCACUCUAGUCAUACUGCAGCAAAUGGGCCCUCUGGAAAUCCAGGGUCAAGGACUAAUAACGCUUCUCUUCCCACGUUGCCUCGUUCACCAAUUAGUCAUGAGUCGUGUUUCCCUUCCCCUGCAUUGACCCCAUCCUUCACACCCUCCCUGUCGCCACUGGCUACAAGGAGCCCAUCCAUAUCCCCAGUGGUUAGCUCCCGUGGAGCUGGUAGUUCUGCUCAUAACACACCUGGGCGGGCACGAACAUCUGUUAAGCGAGGACAUCCAAGUUACAUUGGUUCACCAGAAUCAGAACAGGAGAUCAGAAUAUGA